Messenger RNA from Cornus florida, 2426 nucleotides. Its product is annotated as pentatricopeptide repeat-containing protein At5g48910-like. The record is from RefSeq and is a predicted model, not a curated record. Gene Ontology annotation, biological process: RNA modification. Bases 113 to 2119 code for a protein of 668 amino acids. NCBI's taxonomy places the organism in Eukaryota, Viridiplantae, Streptophyta, Magnoliopsida, Cornales, Cornaceae. Gene Ontology annotation, molecular function: zinc ion binding; RNA binding; protein binding. The transcript has a single exon.
AACCCAUUAAAUCACGAGUUGCCAACUUACCAAUAUCAUGUUCCUCUAUGUAAUGGUGUAUAUAUCUAUCUAUCUAUCUAUUGUCUUAGCCAAAAACUGACCGGGAGAAAAGAUGAGCACAACCACCACCACACCCCUACCUUAUCAUCUCACACCAAAAGACCACUUAAUAGAGAACUCACCAACCUCCAAGCUCUCCCAGAAAAUAAUCUUGAAUCUCUUGAACACCAAAUGCAGUACUUCACUUCAACAUCUCAAGCAAGCCCAUGAUUUGAUUCUGAGGACUGGACACUUCCAAGACCAUUUCAUUGCAGGGUCCUUAGUGAAGUGCUAUGCAAAUCCUCAUUUUGGCACAUUGGACUGUUCCAUUAAAGUCUUUGACCAAGUGCUGAAACCAAAUGUUUUUGUAUGCAAUUCUGUGAUCAAAGGAUGUCUUGAAAACAAUGAGCCAUGUAAGGCCAUCUCUUUUUAUUAUGAGAUGGUGGUUGUGAAUUCUAGGCCUAACAAGUACACAUACCCUACACUGUUCAAGGCUUGCACCGCGGCGCGAGCUGUUGAAGAAGCAGUGCAAAUCCAUGCUCAUGUGGUGAAACAUGGACUUGGAGGAGACGGGCACAUAAAAAGUGCAGGAAUUCAGAUGUAUGCGUCGUUUGGGCGCCUCACAGAGGCACUGAGUAUGCUCAAUGAUGAGGGUGAGGAAUCUGAUGUUGUGUGUUGGAAUGCUAUGAUUGAUGGGUACAUGAAAUGUGGAGAUGUUGAAGCUGCUAAAGAGUUGUUUGAUGGUAUGUUAAAGAGGAAUGUUGGCACUUGGAAUGUAAUGAUCACUGGUUUCGCUAGAUGUGGGAUGCUUGAGGAGGCAAGAAAGGUUUUCGAUAAAAUGCCCGAGAAGGAUGAUAUAUCUUGGAGUGCAAUUGUUGAUGGUUAUAACAAAGGAGGGUAUUUCAAGGAGGCGUUGGAAAUUUUCCAUGAAAUGCAGAGAGAAAAGGUUAGGCCAAGAAAAUAUGUUCUUUCGAGUUUGCUAGCCGCGUGUGCUAAUGUGGGAGCCCUUGAUCAGGGUAGAUGGAUACAUACUUAUAUGGAAAGGAAUUUCAUUCCAAUAGACGCAGUGUUAGGGACUUCCUUGGUUGAUAUGUAUGCCAAAUGCGGGCGUCUGGACUUGGCAUGGAGAGUUUUCGAGAAGAUGAAACAGAAAGAAGUGUUCUCUUGGAAUGCCAUGAUAGGGGGACUUGCUAUGCAUGGCUGCGCAGAGGAUGCACUUGAGCUUUUCUUGAAGAUGCAGGGGGAGAAGAUAAAGCCCAAUGAUAUCACUUUUGUGGGUAUCCUAAAUGCUUGUGCUCAUGCUGGUUUGGUUGACAAGGGUCUAAAGUAUUUGAAUUCUAUGGAGCAAGUGUAUGGGGUUGAGCCUACCGUCGAGCACUAUGGCUGUGUGGUGGACCUGCUAGGCAGGGCAGGGCUUCUAACUGAAGCAGAGGAACUGAUUAGUUCUAUGCCAAUGCAACCCAAUCCUGCAGUAUGGGGAGCACUUUUAGGUGCUUGUAGGAAACAUGGAAAUGUAGUUUUGGGUGAGAAAGUGGGGAAGAUCUUGCUCAAAUUGGAGCCACAAAAUAGUGGGCGUUACGCAUUGUUAUCAAACAUCUAUGCCAAGGCGAGGAGAUGGGAUGAUGUUGCGAGUUUGAGAAAAUCAAUGAAGGAAAGAGGGAUUAAAACGACUGCAGGAGGUAGCAUGAUUGAAUUGGAUGGAACCAUCCAUGAAUUCAAAAUAGGCGAUGGCUCACACCCACAAGCAAAAGAAAUCUACUUGAUGUUGAAAAGGGUCAUUGAGAAGCUGCAAAUGGAGGGUUAUUCACCAAAUACCUCUCAAGUUCUGUUUGGCAUAGAUGAGGAGGAAAAGGAAACUGCACUUGGGCACCAUAGUGAAAAGCUUGCCAUUGCCUUUGGGCUUCUCAACACAAUGCCAGGAACAACCAUCCGCAUUGUUAAGAAUCUAAGGGUAUGUGAGGACUGCCACUCUGCCACUAAGCUCAUUUCACGAGUAUAUAACCGGGAGAUAAUUGUGAGAGAUCGCAUACGCUAUCAUCACUUUAAGGAUGGAACUUGUUCGUGCAAGGAUUUCUGGUAAUAUAAGGGAUUGCAGAACUGACAGAAGCAAUAUGCUCCUCUGAUCUUAGGAAAAAAUAUUAUAUCAUGUGUUUCGGUUCUGUACAAUAUAUAUAUUAGAGUCUAAAACAGAUCAGAUCAAAUUACAGGAAGGAGAUUGCCAAAUAUAAACAUCAGAUUUGUAAUUUAUAUGUUGAGUUACUUGAGUAGUUUUUUCAGAACAACCUUAUCACUGCCACUUGAAUGUUGCACCAUAUACUGGUACAUUUGGAACUGCUCGGCUGUGAGAUACAAAAAUCUUUCCUUAGUAACAUUUUUACUUUGCUUUG